This is a messenger RNA of Lepisosteus oculatus (spotted gar), 4789 nucleotides long. RefSeq names its product inter-alpha-trypsin inhibitor heavy chain family member 6 (gene itih6). Gene Ontology annotation, biological process: hyaluronan metabolic process. Gene Ontology annotation, molecular function: serine-type endopeptidase inhibitor activity. The record is from RefSeq and is a predicted model, not a curated record. NCBI's taxonomy places the organism in Eukaryota, Metazoa, Chordata, Actinopteri, Semionotiformes, Lepisosteidae.
ACAUCCUAGAGUCACACCUCCCAGGAGAGCGCUUUUAAACGCUGCGAUCUGUAUCUGUAAAUAAACUGCGCACUAGUUUUCUCGCAGCUCAUUUGAAGCCAUAGAGCACAGGAAAUCAACCACGAAUUUAAGAAUAUUAGUGACUAAAAAUGAGAGGCAUCUGGAUUAUCACAUUGCUAUAUUUUGUCUUAUUUUGCUUCAUGACAUCUGUCCAAAGAGGAUCAUCUGAGAAGUACCGGGCUCGUUUCCAAGAUUCACCCAAUAAAGCAGACGCCAAUGUAUACCUGGAGAGAAUUAAACGUCAAACAAAACCACAGAAGGCAGAACUGAAGGUGACAGAUUUCCACAUUCGCUCCAUGGUGGUGUCUCGCUAUGCCCAGACCACAGUGGAGAGUUCAGUAUGGAACCAGCUGGCAGUUAACAAAGAAGCUGCCUUUGAGGUGGAUCUUCCCAGCACAGCUUUCAUUUCCAACUUCUCCAUCACUUCUAAUGGCAAGGUGUAUGUGGCCGAGGUAAAGGAGAGAAGCCAAGCCAAGAAGAUUUAUGAUGAAGCAAAGAAGAGAGGAAAAACUGCUGGGCUAGUAGCCACCAAAGAGAGGGAGACGGAGAAAUUCCGUGUGGCGGUAAGCGUGCCCGCCGGCUCCCAGAUGACCUUCACCCUGACCUACGAGGAGCUACUUCAGCGUCGCCUGGGCCGGUACGAGCUGGCUCUCAGCGUGCGGCCCGAGCAGCCGGUCAGUAACCUGACCGUGGGGGUCACCAUCUCUGAGAGGACCGGCAUCAGCUUCGUGCGGGUGCUGCCCCUGCGAAAAACCAAGCUGCUGUCCAACACGGUGCAGGCUGAUGCAGAAAUGCCUCCGUCCACUGAAGUCCUGCGCUCCCCCAGCUGUGCCCGAAUCAGCUUCACCCCAACAAUCAAGGAGCAAACUGUCAUGUCCACUAAGGGCAUCUCGGCCGACUUUGUGGUGCAAUAUGACGUGGAGCUCAAGGACCUUAUUGGAGAUGUUCAGAUCUACGAUGGUUAUUUUGUACACUAUUUUGCUCCCAGAGGACUUCCAGUUGUACCCAAGGAUGUUAUCUUUGUGAUUGACACUAGUGGCUCCAUGCUUGGUACUAAAAUUAAACAGACUAAGGAAGCAAUGAAAAUCAUACUCAGUGACCUACGAGAAAAUGACUACUUCAACAUCAUUACCUUCUCCCAUUCAGUGAACACCUGGAAAACAGAAACCACCAUCAAAGCCACACCAAAGAAUGUGAAGGAGGCCCAAGCAUUUGUGAAGAAAAUUUCUGCAUCAGGAUCAACAGACAUCAACUCAGCUUUGCUCAAUGCAGCCAAGCUGGUCAACACCAAGAACCCCAGGAAAGGCUCAGGCAACCAUGUGCCUCUGAUUAUCUUCCUCACAGAUGGGGAGCCUACCACAGGUGUGACUUCUGGGGAAAGGAUUGUCAAUAAUGCCAAAGAGGCACUGGGGACAGCCUCGCUCUUCGGAUUGGCAUUUGGAAAUGAUGCAGAUUACCCACUGAUGCGCCGUUUAUCCAUGGAGAAUCGAGGGGUGGCACGGAUGAUCUAUGAAGAUGCGGAUGCCACCUUGCAGCUGAAGGGCUUUUAUGAUGAGGUAGCUAGCCCGCUGCUCUUUGACAUCCAGUUAAACUACUUGGAUAACCAUGUCUACGAUGUCACACGGGCUCUCUUCCCAAACUUCUUCCAAGGAUCUGAGCUGGUGGUUGCCGGCCGGAUCAAGCCUGGAGUCAAGGACCUCAAAGUCAAGGUGAAUGCUAUGGAUUCUGAGAAGCAGCUGACUGUGGAGAAUGAUGUGACUGUCCCUAGUUCAGGCAAUGCUACCUUUGGGUGCCCAGGGGAUCUACAAGGCAUCUCAGGUUUUGUUCGCAGGUUGUGGGCGUACUUCACCAUCAAGGACCUCCUCCAAGCCAAGCUGAACAACACAGAUCCGGCAACACAACGUAUCCUGACUGAAAAAGCUACAAACCUGUCACUGAAGUACAACUUUGUCUCUCCCGUCACAUCCCUGGUUGUGGUCAAGCCUGAUACUGAAGAAGCAAGCUUGAAUGCCACUUCUACCACCACAGCUACAACAACUACAACUACAACAACAACUACAGCAACAACAGCUACAACAACAACAACCACAAUGCCCACUCAUACCACAAGUACGGUAACACAUACUCCAUUUCUUUUUUCCAAAUUGGCUCUCCACUCCACCAGAAAAUCAGAUACCACAACUACUUCCAGCUCUAAGACAAGCAAGCCCAGGCCUGAAAGUGUUCCUAGUACCAAGUUCCCUGGCCACCCCAGUGGUCUCCAAACUACAGGUCGAGUCCUACCCACCUCCACCUCCUUCCCUGCCAAAACAGUCGCCUCCCCUGAAUCCCAAAGUAGAACUGCUACCUCCGAGCAUCGCCCCACCACUGCCAGUGCUGCCCCUGGAGGUCUGUCCACUAACCGGACAGAUGCUUUUUGGGUGACGGCCCCAGCUCCACCCCCAGGCACCACUGCCAUGCCCCACAUCACUGAGAUGGGCACCGAUAUAGAGAUAGCGAGAUUCAUCAGUGCCACAUUCAUGCCCAUGGUAGGGUUCACAGAGGAGAAGCUAUAUGCUGGGGAGGCAAUUCAGGAUGUUUCCUCUGUCGUUCAAGUUCAGAUAAAGGAUACUGACCAACAUGAAGAUUUUUAUUACUAUGGUGAAUACAAUGACAUCGUCUACCCCGAUAAUUAUUAUUAUGACUUGGAUUCUACUCCUUCUAAUGUUGGGUCUGCAAGUUCCAGGCUUAUUUUCGCAGGUUCAGCUGAUGGAGACCCCCACUUUGUGGUUCAUCUGCCCAAACUUUCAGAAAACAUUUGCUUCACCAUUGAUGGGCUGCCCAAUGAUGUACUGCGACUGGUAGAUGACCCAGAGAAAGGCUUAACUGUGGACGGCCAUUUAAUGUGGGCCCCUUCAAAAGUAGGCUUUGAAGAUAAAACCAGGACUUACUUCAGUCAGCUGAGCUUCUCUGUGAAGAUGGGAAGCGCAGAGCCCUGGAACAUCACAGUGUCCCUGGGCUCCAUUGUCUUGGAGGGGGAGGAGCAGGUUACAAUGUUUACCGACAGAACAGGCACUGUCAAGGUGCGGGACUUGAAGAUCACUAUAGAUAGCAACCAGACCGCCUGGGUGACAGUUGGACAAGACAUUGGAUUCAUGGUUCUCUUCCACCACUACAAACACCCUACCUAUCUACAGCUCAGCCAUCUUGGUCUCUACAUUGCCAAUGGACAAGGCCUAUCUCCAAGUACACAUGGUUUACUAGGCCAGUUCCAGCACGCAGAUAUUGAGAUACUACGAACCACAGAUACUGCAAGACAUGCCGAGGUCAACACCGAGGGCAAGCAGGCCAUGGGAGAGCUGAGACGCAAUGGGGAGAGAAUUCCCAUUGUUCUCGUGGACAAGAAACUGAAAGAUUCAGUGAAGAAAAAACACGCUGGACGGUGCUGGGUAAUUGCAAAACCUGAUGUGGAGAAGUUGAUAGGUGGAACAUAUCAGAGUUUCGUGGUAGACCACCUGUAGAUUCUCACCCUCCAUGUAUACCUUACUUAUAUAUAUAUACCACAAAACUCUGUAUAUGAAAACUUUUGCAAGAAAGAAAUAUCACAAUCACUUACUGCUACCCACCAUUGUAUGCCUGGAAUUCAAAUGACUAUCAAAGACGUUUUUAUGACAAAAUGUUUGAACUAGGAGAGAAAAAGACUUAUACCCCUUUGAAACCAUCUCUGUCAUAUCUGCUUAACAUAAGACUAUAGUGUAGUAAAGAGAAUUCAAAUAGGAGAGUUCAAUGCUUCAUUACCACGUGAUGAGUAUGAUGUAUAUCCAAUAUUGAAAUUUGUCUAUUUUUUCUUCCCGACAAGCAGCACGUUCAUAUUGAACAUGAGAAAAACACUAGCAAGUGCAGGUCUAAAGUACUGUGAGGAAAAGAGGUGGACUCUUGACCUGUAAAUUAUGAAGAACUUGAAGUUUUUUUUUUAACUUAGGGAGCUUGGGUCAAAUCCAGAGAAAUAAGAGAGCAAAAUACUGCUAUUCCUGCCUGCACAUCUAGCGCCCACUGAUGGAAACCUGAAACUGAACACAGAAUGGGAUGUUUUUGACUUAGUUUCAUGUCCAUAUCAGCUGAGCUCAUUUUCAAGAUAUCCUUAUGCAUGCAGCUCAUUCUAGUUUUUACUUAAGGAUGUCUGUCUGAUGCCAAACAAGACUAUAGCAACUAUAGGGGUCAUGUAGAGUAUUUCUUUAGAAAAUGUCACAAUAUAGGAAAUGAAUGAUGACCUUUCAACUGUUAAAAGUGAAAAGGUUGUCAGGAUACAAAAACUGAAGGACAAAUUGCUAUCACAUAAUCUAAAUAGCAAGGCGGAUUUGUAGACACACUGAGCUGCAUUUCAAAGAUCUUUUGUACUCUUUGACAUGAGCAUCAACAGGAGCCAGGCUUUGCUGGUUGUGCAGGCAUUAAUAACAUUGUGAAAGGAUCUGUAAUGGUGUAUGAGAGGUAAGGUGUAUCACGAAUUUGAGGUGGAAUUUAGGCCAGGUGACAAUGCAGUUUUUUUAACAAAGAGAGGUUACAGCAGCACUGUAAAAAACAGAAACACUUUAGUUUUUUACACAAAUAUAUACUUUGUAUAGUGAAAUGAAUAUUGUCAGCACUUAAACUGUAAAAUGUAACCAUACCAUACCUUUGUUACUUUUUUUAAAAAUCAAGCUUAAUAAACUACUGUGUGGUUUGCUCUGAAACAAAUCAAAAGAUACCCACA